AAAAUUGUUCAUUUACCUUUUGAAAAAAGUCAGAAAAGUAAUUUCUUUUAGUUUCAAAAAAAUAUAUUUUCAAUAAAAAUAUUAGAAUUUUUUUUUUAAAUUUUGGCUUUAAAAAAAUAUACAUAUUGCUAAAGAAAGAAAAAAUGAUGCGUCAAAGACAACGUAAAACAAUUGAAGAACUCUAUGGCGGCAAAUUUGAUGCACCUAAAUCUAUAGUGACCACGGCCACACAGCCAAAUAAUGCUCAAAAGACAGGACGUGUUACAGAGCGCGAUUGUGGUUAUAUAAUCAGCUCUAAUACACAUUACAAUGGACCACCACCCACUCCAACCUUAGGAGGUAACACCGCUGCCAUAAAAUCUCUAAAUUCUGGAAAAGAAACAUUUAGACGGAAAAGUGCCAGACACUCCAAUAAGCUAACCAAUGAAAAACAUUGUGUUAAAGACAUCAUUCUAAUGGAUGAAGGAAAAGUUGGAUCCCCCAUGCAAACAAUGAAAGGUGAAAAAGUAACAUUUAUUUCACCUGUGAAUACUAAUAUAUAUGACAACAAAACUUAUUGCAACUACAAAGAGGUACCAGCUACCGCAGACAAUGUGCCACAACAUCAUCAACAUCACCAUCAUCAGCAUCACAAUCAUCAUCAUAAUGUUCAUGAUGAGGAUAAAGAUGACGACACUGAUGAAUUCUUUGAGCUGAUACGACGAACAGUUGAAAGUGCUAUUGGGAAGUCUAUAUCUGAACUAUUAAACCGAAAUUUUAAAGAAUUGUGCUCUAAGGUAGAACGUUUUUCAGCCGAACUUAAGAAUACUAAUGCAUUGUUAAGUCAAAUGCAAAAUGAACUGAGUAAUAAAAUCAUUCACUAUGGCGAAGAAAAUUCUCGUCAUUUCCGCUAUCUCUGCAUGAAAUCCGAAUAUGAUAAAAUGUUCUAUCAACAUCAAACAAUGAUUUCAGCUGCCACUACAACAACAACUGCCCCGAAAAUAACCGAAAAUAAAAAGCCAGAAAAACGUAAAAGUGCACCGAAAUUAAGCAGCAGCACUCCCAAAAUGCAACGUAAUGAAAGUGAAUCCAAGGCAACAACCUCUUGUCCAUGUAGCAGUAGGAAAUGCAAAAAGAGUCCAUCACGUGAAAUGAAAGACCCAAAUAAAACAUCAUCUGAAGAUAUUUCACGAAAAUCCUCUGAAGUAGGCAUGCGUGAAGUGCUCGAACAUAUACAGAAAUUCUGCACACAAAUGCAAUUUAAUGAUUUCAAAUGUGAACAGAGCAGUGAGGGAGGGAUGAGUCAAAAUCGAAAUAUUAUGCGGCCGGAUGAGUUAAUUGAAAUCAAUAAAGAUAUUUUUGUUGAUGAUGAAGCUGAUGAAGAGGAAGAUGAAUGGGAAAUAAGUUCAGAUGGUAUGACACCAAGAAAUAGAGAAAAUGAUACGCAUAAAUAUGGUAGCACCACUGCCAGAGGUUCUGUCACUCAACGAGGCAAUAAUGGAGCUGGUGAUGGCUAAAGCAAGGGACUCUUAGGAGAUGAAUUUGUUUCACAAAAUGUAUAUAAUUGUAUAUUUUACAUGAUUCUUAUAUAUUUUGUAAUAGUUUUAUUGGAACAUUUUGAAUAAAUAUGUAGAUUUCA
This is a messenger RNA of Lucilia sericata (common green bottle fly), 1618 nucleotides long. Its product is annotated as stress response protein NST1. The record is from RefSeq and is a predicted model, not a curated record. Bases 144 to 1496 code for a protein of 450 amino acids. NCBI's taxonomy places the organism in Eukaryota, Metazoa, Arthropoda, Insecta, Diptera, Calliphoridae. The transcript has 3 exons.